Messenger RNA from Penicillium expansum, 759 nucleotides. RefSeq names its product Major facilitator superfamily domain, general substrate transporter. The record is from RefSeq and is a predicted model, not a curated record. NCBI's taxonomy places the organism in Eukaryota, Fungi, Ascomycota, Eurotiomycetes, Eurotiales, Aspergillaceae. Gene Ontology annotation, molecular function: transmembrane transporter activity. The coding region runs from base 1 to 759 and encodes 252 amino acids. Gene Ontology annotation, cellular component: membrane. The transcript has 2 exons.
AUGGCGCACAUGGUAUUCGUGGCUGGAGAUGGCUCUUUAUUGUCGAAGGAGUCGCAACUGCAGGUCAGUCGGGGGCUAUCCCCUGAAGAACGAAAGUUAGCCCAACAAAGACUCAUCGAAGACAGAAUCGCCGAUCAAGGCGACCCAAAAACCCAAAACACCUCUAUCUUUAUACUCUUGCUCCAAGCACUCUCAAAUUGGCGAGCGUGGGUUCUGAUCCCGGGGUACAGUACCAUUGUGGGAGCCGGGGCUAUCUCAUACUUCUAUCCAACAUUGGUCAACGACAUGGGAUACACAUCUACCACCUCGCAGUAUAUGACAGCUCCACUCUAUAUUGCUUCUCUGGCUGCAGCUAUCCCCAUUUGCUGGUUCGCUGACUGCAAACCCCAUACUAGAGGACAGCUAUUGGUGGGCAACAUGACAUUCGGGAUGGUGUUUUUCGCUCUUAUGGCGGGUAUUCGAAACUACACUGCGCGAUAUGUGUUUUUAUGCUUCAUUAACAUGACUCUCUGGACGGGAAAUGCGCUGGCUCUUUCAUUUGCUACUACGGCUCUGGCUUCGGUUACUCGUGACGUUCGUGCGAUUAUGCUUGCGUGGAUCUCUAGCGUUACUGCUUUGGCGCAGUUGUAUGGGACUGCCCUGUUUCCGGCUGAAGACUCACCUGCGUAUGUCGUCGGGUUUUCUGUCUUUGCUAGUACGUUUGCUGUCGGGGCUGUUUGUUUUGGCCUGGCGGAUAUUUUGUUCAAGCGUUAUCCAUGA